Messenger RNA from Rattus norvegicus (Norway rat), 2053 nucleotides. It is a transcript of the gene Mlycd, whose product is annotated as malonyl-CoA decarboxylase. Gene Ontology annotation, cellular component: peroxisomal matrix; mitochondrion; mitochondrial matrix. Lineage: Eukaryota; Metazoa; Chordata; Mammalia; Rodentia; Muridae. The transcript is spliced from 5 exons. The coding region runs from base 43 to 1521 and encodes 492 amino acids. Gene Ontology annotation, biological process: fatty acid biosynthetic process; positive regulation of fatty acid oxidation; acetyl-CoA biosynthetic process. The record is from RefSeq and is marked validated. Gene Ontology annotation, molecular function: identical protein binding; malonyl-CoA decarboxylase activity.
CUCUCCGGUGGCUUCUCCCGUUAGCAGCUGUUUCGGGUUGUCAUGAGAGGCUUGGGGCCAAGCUUGAGGGCUCGGCGCCUGCUCCCACUGCGGUACCCGCCGCGGCCUCCGGGGCCUCGGGGACCUAGGCUGUGCAGCGGGCUCACGGCUAGCGCCAUGGACGAGCUGCUACGGCGAGCCGUGCCACCCACGCCGGCCUACGAGCUGCGCGAGAAGACGCCGGCCCCGGCCGAGGGGCAGUGCGCGGACUUCGUGAGCUUUUACGGCGGCCUGGCCGAGGCGGCCCAGCGCGCCGAGCUGCUCGGCCGCCUGGCUCAGGGCUUCGGCGUGGAUCACGGCCAGGUAGCGGAGCAGAGCGCCGGAGUGCUGCAGCUGCGCCAGCAGUCGCGCGAGGCGGCCGUGCUGCUGCAGGCAGAGGACCGGCUACGCUAUGCCCUCGUGCCGCGAUACCGUGGCCUCUUCCACCACAUCAGUAAGCUGGACGGCGGCGUGCGCUUCCUGGUACAGCUGCGGGCCGAUCUGUUGGAGGCGCAGGCCCUCAAGCUGGUGGAAGGGCCGCACGUCCGGGAAAUGAACGGAGUGCUAAAAAGCAUGCUGUCCGAGUGGUUCUCCUCUGGCUUCCUGAACCUGGAGCGGGUCACCUGGCACUCGCCCUGUGAGGUGCUUCAGAAGAUCAGCGAGUGUGAGGCUGUGCACCCUGUGAAAAACUGGAUGGACAUGAAGCGGCGUGUGGGGCCAUACCGGAGGUGUUACUUCUUCUCCCACUGCUCCACCCCCGGGGACCCCCUGGUUGUUCUGCAUGUGGCUCUGACCGGUGACAUUUCCAACAACAUCCAGAGCAUUGUGAAAGAGUGCCCUCCGUCUGAAACAGAGGAGAAGAACCGGAUCGCUGCUGCUGUCUUCUACUCCAUCAGCCUGACCCAGCAGGGCCUGCAGGGCGUGGAGCUCGGCACCUUCCUCAUAAAGCGAGUGGUCAAGGAGCUGCAGAAGGAGUUUCCUCAUCUGGGGGCCUUUUCCAGCCUGUCACCUAUACCCGGAUUCACCAAGUGGCUGCUGGGCCUUCUGAAUGUGCAGGGAAAGGAGUAUGGGAGGAACGAGCUGUUCACAGACUCAGAGUGCAAAGAAAUCGCAGAGGUCACGGGCGACCCUGUUCACGAGAGCCUCAAGGGUCUCCUGAGCAGUGGUGAGUGGGCGAAGUCUGAGAAGCUGGCACAGGCACUGCAGGGGCCACUGAUGAGACUGUGUGCCUGGUACCUUUACGGUGAGAAGCACCGAGGCUACGCCCUCAAUCCAGUGGCCAACUUCCACCUGCAGAACGGGGCUGUGAUGUGGCGUAUCAACUGGAUGGCUGACAGCAGCCUCAAAGGCCUCACCAGCUCGUGCGGCCUCAUGGUCAACUACCGUUACUACCUGGAGGAGACCGGCCCCAACAGCAUCUCCUACCUGGGCUCCAAGAACAUCAAAGCUUCCGAGCAGAUCCUCAGCCUGGUAGCCCAGUUCCAGAGCAACAGCAAACUCUAGGGACAUCCUGCCCAGCGCUUGGCCCUGCUCAGAAAGGAGGCUGUAUUCUGAUGGGCCAGCGCUGCUCACCACAGCAACCACUCAGGAGGCCACACCUCAGCUGUCACUGUGCUGGCGGACUCACUGGUUGGAGGUGGUGGUGGGGUGGGUACACGUGCCCUGAGGAUGUCACUGUGCUUCUCCAGAAGCCCUUGCUGCUGCCCCACAGCCUGUGCCUUCAGAAAGCUCUACAGAUGCAGCCACAGGCCGCCCAGGACGGAGCCCAGAGCACAGACCCUGUAGAGUACAGAGAGCUGGCAGUCAUGUCCUCUAUUCGGGAGAGGGCUAAGGUCUGUGCCGUGGCUGCUACCACAGCUUAAGCUCAGACUAGGGAGACCUUGUGGUGUGCACAGGGUGUGAUCUGCAACCCAGGGAUGCUGCUACUUGAGGCCAGAAUAGGCUCGUAGGGUUUAAAUGAGAUCCCAGUUCAUAAUGAACUGAACAGUAAAGAACAAAUUUGUUCUGUAAACAUUAAACAUGAUUGUUCACUGUA